AUGGCUUUUGUGAAGUAUGACAUUGAGUUCACUUUGUCAACUUUCAAUCACAUUUUAACCUCUCACCUUGACAUUGGAGCGUCUAGUCAAAGCCCUGACAGUGGAGCGUCUAGUCAAAGCACUGACAGUGGAGCGUCUAGUCAAAGCACUGACAGUGGAGCGUCUAGUCAAAGUACUGACAGUGGAGCGUCUAGUCAAAGCACUGACAGUGGAGUGUCUAGUCAAAGCACUGACAAUGAAGGGUCUAGUCAAAGCACUGACAGUGGAGCGUCUAGUCAAAGCACUGACAGUGGAGCGUCUAGUCAAAGCACUGACAGUGGAGCGUCUAGUCAAAGCACUGACAGUGGAGCGUCUAGUCAAAGUACUGACAGUGGAGCGUCUAGUCAAAGCACUGACAAUGGAGCGUCUAGUCAAAGCACUGACAGUGGAGCGUCUAGUCAAAGUACUGACAGUGGAGCGUCUAGUCAAAGCACUGAGCGUCUAGUCAAAGCACUGACAAUGAAGGGUCUAGUCAAAGUACUGACAGUGGAGCUUCUAGUCAAAGCACUGACAGUGGAGCGUCUAGUCAAAGUACUGACAGUGGAGCGUCUAGUCUAA
Physella acuta is the source of this 597-nucleotide messenger RNA. Its product is annotated as variant surface antigen B-like. The record is from RefSeq and is a predicted model, not a curated record. NCBI's taxonomy places the organism in Eukaryota, Metazoa, Mollusca, Gastropoda, Physidae.